Messenger RNA from Vigna angularis (adzuki bean), 626 nucleotides. RefSeq names its product 60S ribosomal protein L34. Bases 80 to 442 code for a protein of 120 amino acids. Gene Ontology annotation, molecular function: structural constituent of ribosome. Gene Ontology annotation, cellular component: cytosolic large ribosomal subunit; ribosome. The transcript is spliced from 4 exons. The record is from RefSeq and is a predicted model, not a curated record. Gene Ontology annotation, biological process: ribosome biogenesis; translation. Lineage: Eukaryota; Viridiplantae; Streptophyta; Magnoliopsida; Fabales; Fabaceae.
GGUUCUUGCGGCGCAUCUUCUUCUUUCUUCGGUAAACCCUAACAACACAGACGCCGGGAGCAGAACUCGAAGAAAGAAGAUGGUGCAGCGUCUCACCUAUCGCAAGCGGCACAGUUAUGCCACAAAGUCCAACCAGCACAGGGUUGUCAAGACCCCUGGUGGGAAGCUCGUUUAUCAGAGCACCAAGAAGAGGGCUAGCGGACCCAAGUGCCCCGUCACUGGCAAGAGGAUUCAGGGGAUUCCACACUUGAGGCCUGCGGAAUACAAGAGGUCAAGGUUACCUAGAAACCGUAGGACUGUAAACCGUGCAUAUGGUGGAGUUUUGUCCGGAAGUGCUGUCAGGGAGAGGAUUAUCCGAGCUUUCUUAGUUGAGGAGCAGAAGAUUGUGAAGAAGGUCUUGAAGAUCCAGAAGGCCAAGGAAAAGCAGGCCUUGAAGGGUUAAAUUUGGACAGCAAAACGAGACACAUCUUUUUGGAGGGCUGUUAGGUUUGAGUGGUUAUAGUAUAUCACAAGUUUUAUUAGAGCUGUUAAUUGUGUUUUUAUUAUUUGGUUUGAUUUGAACUCAUUCUAGAGCAAUUGUUAAUUUCGUCGACAAUGCCAUUCUGAUACAGUUUUGUUUGUCUCAA